This is a messenger RNA of Indicator indicator, 1602 nucleotides long. Its product is annotated as cytochrome P450 11B, mitochondrial-like. The transcript is spliced from 10 exons. Gene Ontology annotation, molecular function: heme binding; steroid 11-beta-monooxygenase activity; iron ion binding. Gene Ontology annotation, cellular component: mitochondrial inner membrane. Gene Ontology annotation, biological process: cortisol metabolic process; cellular response to peptide hormone stimulus; cholesterol metabolic process. Lineage: Eukaryota; Metazoa; Chordata; Aves; Piciformes; Indicatoridae. The record is from RefSeq and is a predicted model, not a curated record. Bases 1 to 1602 code for a protein of 533 amino acids.
AUGGCUUUGGCUGGGUUCCAGCACCCGGUGACGACUUUGGUUGAGGUCUACUAUGGCUUCGGAAGAUCCCUCAGUGGGGGGGUGAAGCCCUACGAGGCCAUUCCAAGGGAUGGAGCCAACCGGUGGCUCAACCUCUACCGGCUCUGGAGGGAUGGAGGCUUCCAGCACUUCCACCACCACAUGGAGAAGACCUUCCGGAAGCUGGGGCCCAUCUACAGGGACCGAGUGGGCUCCUACGAGUGCGUGAACGUCCUGCUGCCACGGGACGCGGCCCAGCUCUUCAGGGCAGAGGGCACCUUCCCGCGCCGCAUGGGCAUCGAGGCCUGGAGCACACACCGGCAGCUGAGGAACCACCAGAAAGGCCUCUUCCUGCUGAACGGUCCCGCCUGGCGCAGUGACCGCCUGGCGCUGAACCCGGCGCUGCUGAGCCCGGCCGCCGGCCGCCACUUCGCCUGGCUGCUGGACGUGGUGGCACAGGACUUCGUCAGGGGGCUCCGGCGCCGCCUGGACCUCAGCCCCGGCGGAGCCCUCACCCUCGACCUCCACCCCCUCAUCUUCCGCUUCACGCUGGAAGCCAGCACCUACGCCCUGUACGGGGAGCGCCUGGGCUUACUGGGGGGGGGGCUCACGGCGGGGGGCGCCGAGAAGUUCCUGGCAGCGCUGGAAACGAUGCUGAGCACGACCCUGCCCCUGCUUUUUGUGCCCCCUCCCCUUCUACGGCGCAUUAACCCCCCCCUCUGGAGGGACCACCUGGCAGCCUGGGACGUCAUCUUCCAGCACGCUGACAACAGCAUCCAGAGAAUCUGCCGGGAGCUGGCGCAGAAGGGGGGGGAAGGGUUAAAACUGGGGGGGGGACAACCCCAAGAUCCUCUCCCUAAUACAUUUUGGGGUCGUCAGGGGGGGGCGAUUUUGGGGGGCGGGAAAGCGGGGGGGUUGUUGGGGGAGUUGCUGCUGCAGGGGCAGCUGCCGCUGGGCUCGGUCAAAGCCAACGUCACGGAAUUCACUGCGGGGGGGGUGGACACGACGGCGGUGCCGCUGCUUUUCACGCUGCUGGAGCUGGGGCGGAACCCGGGGGUGCAGCGCGAGCUGCGCGAGGAGCUGCUGGGGGGGCCCCAGAAAAAGGGGGUCCCGGGACCCCCCCCCAAGCCCCGGCCCCUCCCGGAGCUGCUGGGGGAGUUACCGCUGCUGAGAGCUGCCAUCAAGGAGACCCUGCGGCUGUACCCGGUGGGCAUCACUGUCCAGCGCUACCCGGCCACCGACGUGGUGCUGCACAACUACCACGUGCCAGCAGGGACCCUGUGCCAGGUGGCCCUUUAUGCCCUGGGCCGCAGCCCCGAGGUCUUCUCCAACCCCCAGCGCUACGACCCCAAGCGGUGGCUCCUGAAGGAGGCCAGCAGCAGCUUCAGGGCCUUGGCCUUCGGCUUCGGCGCCCGGCAGUGCAUCGGCCGGCGCCUGGCUGAGGUGGAGAUGAUGCUCUUCCUGGGGCACGUCUUGCGCAACUUCACGGUGGAGGCAGUGUCCCCCGAGGACAUUCCCACCGUCUUCCGCUUCAUCCUGAUGCCGGAGAAGCCUCCUCUGCUCACCCUGCGUGCCCUUGACUGA